AGGAGAGAGAAAGACACAGAGAGAGGCCGAGGAGAGAGAUAGAGAGACAAAGGGGGGAGAGACCAAGCGCCAGAGACACAGAGAGAGGCGGAGGGGAGAGAGAGAGGGGACAUCGUGAGAGGGAGGGAGGGAGGGAGGGGUUUUUGGCGAGAUUUGAGUUUUCCCACGCUCCCGCCAUGGUGUCCGACCAGGAGAUCGCCAGCUGCGUCGAGUCCCUCCUCCGCGGCUACGCCGGCGGCCCCGGGGAGGCCUCCUUCGCCGCUGUGCUGCAGCAGGCGGAGGCCAAGCUCGGCAUGGACCUCUCCCAGAAGGCGCCCUUUAUCCGCGACCAGAUGGACCUCUUCUUCGGCCCGCGCCUCCAGGCGCCGCCGCCCAAAGCCCAGACCCCUCCGCCUCAGGUCACCGCGGCCCCCCUGCCGCAGCCUCAGGCUCAGGCUCAGGUCCUCGUCCAGAUGGAGGCGACCCCGCCGCAGCAGAUGCAACAGCAGCUCUCGGCGCUCCAGCCGCAGCUCAUCUUCCAGGCCAUGGCCAAUCUCCCCGCGGUCAUCCCCGGUGCCACCGUCCCCGCGGUCUCCUCGCCGCCGGCCGUUCCCGCCAUGGCGUUCUACCCGCCGCCACCCCUCGCUUUCCGCUAUACCAGCGGCCUGGGUGGGGCCGCCACUGGUGGGACCGUCUCCUUCCAGCAGCCGAACCCUGGGGUUGGGGGCACUGCUUCCCCCACCGCUGGAGCGCAGGCCGCUAGUGACAACAAGGAAAGUGCUUCUAAGCGGAAAAGAGGUGGACCUGGUGGUUUAAAUAAAGUAUGUGCAGUUUCACCUGAACUUCAGACCAUUGUUGGCGAGACUGCCAUGUCAAGAACUCAGAUUGUCAAGCAGUUGUGGGCGUAUAUCAGGCAGAAUAAUCUUCAAGAUCCCGAUGACAAAAGGAAGAUCAUUUGCAAUGAUGAACUUCGUGUGGUUUUUGAAACUGACUCCACCGACAUGUUUAAAAUGAAUAAAUUGUUGGCUAAGCACAUAACCCCUCUUGACCCAAAAGAUCAAGUCCAUGAAGUAAAAAGAAUGAAGACUCCCACUGAGAAUCCUCAACCUAGGCCUCCUAUUAAUCAACCCUCCUUUGUUAUUUCUGAUGCGCUAGCAAAGUUCAUUGGGACACAAGGAACAGUGCCUCAAGAUGAUGCUCUGAAAUACCUCUGGGAUUACAUAAAAGCAAACCAACUCGAGGAUGUCAUCACCGCAUCAAUAUUAUGUGAUUCAAAACUUCAAGAGCUCUUUGGCUGUGAGAGCAUUCCUAUUUCAGGGUUAUCAGAAAUGCUUGCUCACCACUUCAUCAAGAAUACAUAGCAAAUCCUCAUUAACUGAUCUAGGAUUGCAGUGGUGGCAGAUAGGCCUAACAUUACAAUAUGGUGUUCUUGACAAAAUGGACAGCAUAGCUUAUGUAUUUCUCCAAUGUUAUGGAAUAUGAAUUGUGCCAGACAAGAAUAGAUUAUUUGUGGUAGCCUGUAAUUUGUUAUGUCUGCUGGCUACUGCUUCGGUGCCUGGUGUAACCUUUACUGAAUUCGUAGUGUUAGUUCCUAAAUGUCAAAAUGUCAUUGCUGACUAUGUAAAGUUAACCUUUCAAUUUGAAUGCCAGGUUAGACUCUUAAGAUGCA
Molecule: messenger RNA, 1648 nt
Organism: Phragmites australis (common reed)
Lineage: Eukaryota; Viridiplantae; Streptophyta; Magnoliopsida; Poales; Poaceae
Exons: 6
Coding region: 177-1340 (387 amino acids)
Cellular component (GO): nucleus
Source: RefSeq, a predicted model, not a curated record